This is a messenger RNA of Apaloderma vittatum (bar-tailed trogon), 2017 nucleotides long. RefSeq names its product sirtuin 1 (gene SIRT1). Lineage: Eukaryota; Metazoa; Chordata; Aves; Trogoniformes; Trogonidae. The record is from RefSeq and is a predicted model, not a curated record. Gene Ontology annotation, molecular function: NAD+ binding.
UGUAACCCGUCAUUGUUGUGCUGUCUUGCAGAUAACUUCCUUUUUAGUGACGAAAUCAUAGCCAAUGGUUUUCACUCCUGCGAUAGCGAUGAAGAUGACAGAGCCUCGCAUGCAAGUUCUAGCGACUGGACCCCAAGACCACGUAUAGGUCCCUACACUUUUGUUCAGCAGCAUCUCAUGUUAGGUACAGACCCACGGACAAUUCUGAAAGACCUGCUACCAGAAACUAUUCCUCCACCUGAACUGGAUGAUAUGACACUGUGGCAAAUUGUUAUAAACAUUCUUUCAGAACCACCAAAAAGGAAAAAAAGAAAAGAUAUUAAUACUAUUGAUGAUGCUGUGAAACUUUUACAAGAGUGCAAAAAAAUAAUGGUCUUGACUGGAGCUGGGGUGUCUGUGUCUUGUGGAAUACCUGACUUUAGAUCAAGAGAUGGCAUCUAUGCACGCCUUGCUGUAGACUUCCCAGACCUUCCAGAUCCUCAAGCAAUGUUUGAUAUAGAAUACUUCAGAAAGGAUCCCAGGCCAUUUUUUAAGUUUGCAAAGGAAAUCUAUCCAGGACAGUUCCAGCCGUCCCUCUGUCACAAGUUCAUAGCUCUGAUGGAUAAAGAAGGAAAACUACUUCGCAACUAUACACAGAACAUAGACACACUGGAGCAGGUUGCAGGAAUCCAAAGGAUAAUACAGUGUCAUGGUUCCUUUGCAACAGCUUCCUGCCUGAUCUGUAAAUACAAAGUUGAUUGUGAAGUUGUUCGAGGAGAUAUUUUCAAUCAGGUUGUACCGAGAUGCCCCAGAUGCCCACCUGAUGAACCAAUCAUGAAGCCAGACAUCGUGUUCUUUGGAGAGAACUUACCCGAGCAGUUCCACCGUGCCAUGAAGUAUGACAAAAAUGAAGUUGAUCUCCUUAUUGUCAUUGGGUCUUCACUGAAAGUAAGACCAGUAGCAUUGAUUCCAAGUUCCAUCCCCCAUGAAGUGCCUCAGAUCUUAAUUAAUAGGGAACCUUUGCCUCAUCUACACUUUGAUGUGGAGCUUCUCGGAGACUGUGAUGUUAUAAUUAAUGAAUUAUGUCAAAGGCUUGGUAGUGAAUAUACCAAACUUUGCUACAACUCAGUAAAACUUUCAGAAAUAACAGAAAAGCCUCCACGAACGCACAAGGAGCUGGAAAUGCACUCAUCUGAGCUACCGCCUACUCCUUUGAACAUUUCAGAAGACUCUAGUUCACCAGAGAGAAUGACUCCACCAGACACUUCGGUGGUGUCCUCGGAACACCCAGCUGAAUGUAAGGCACAGAACUGUGACCCUGCCUCAGAAACUAAAGGGACUUGCACAGAGGAGAAGCUUCAGGACAUACAGACAUCAUCAGAAAGCCCUGAAAACCCUACUAGUGAAGUAAUGAACUCUGAAACCAUGAAGGAAAAUGGAUCUAGCAAUGGAGAAAAUAAAGAAAAAAAUGAAUUGCUGAAGAAGUGCUGGGUAAAUAGAUCUGCAAAAGAACAGAUUAGCAAAAGGCUGGAUGGUACUCAGUAUCUAUUUUUACCACCAAACCGGUAUAUUUUCCAUGGGGCCGAGGUAUACUCGGAUUCUGAAGACGAUAUCAUAUCUUCUAGCUCUUGCGGCAGUAGUAGCGAAAGCGGUUCGUGCCGUAGCCAGAGCUUAGAUGUGGAGGACGAGAGCGAGAUCGAAGAGUUUUACAAUGGUAUAGAGGAUGAGGAUGCUCCUGAGAGGGAAGAUGAACAUGGAUUCGGGGAAGACGGAGUUGAACAAGACGAGUCGGCAGUUGACGAGUCAGCCUACACAAGUGCAGCCGCAGGGACGGAUCACCCAAGCAACAAGUUGUAAAGCGAUCACAGACUGGUUACAGGAACUUCCCACCAGCAUUAGGAGCUUUGGCAUGUCAGAACGAAUGUUUACGUCUGAAUUUAGAGCAACGAAAACAUAAGGAUGUAGUGUUUAUAAGUAACUACAACAGAUUUUCAUGCUUAGUUUUUUACCUUUUUCAAUAAAAUUCUAUUACUGCGCA